Enhydra lutris kenyoni (northern sea otter) is the source of this 1756-nucleotide messenger RNA. Its product is annotated as pleiotropic regulator 1. Gene Ontology annotation, biological process: mRNA splicing, via spliceosome. Gene Ontology annotation, cellular component: catalytic step 2 spliceosome; precatalytic spliceosome; Prp19 complex. Gene Ontology annotation, molecular function: protein binding. The coding region runs from base 300 to 1718 and encodes 472 amino acids. The transcript has 16 exons. The record is from RefSeq and is a predicted model, not a curated record. NCBI's taxonomy places the organism in Eukaryota, Metazoa, Chordata, Mammalia, Carnivora, Mustelidae.
GGCGGUCGAUUCCGGAAGGGACUGCACAGUUGUGGCAGCGGUUUCUGUGUUGCGGAUAAGCGUUUGUCUCUUGGAGCGGCGUGUUGUACGGCAGCAUCAUGGUCGAGGAGGUACAGAAACAUUCUGUGCACACACUUGUGUUCAGGUCAUUGAAGAGAACGCAUGACAUGUUUGUAGCUGAUAAUGGAAAACCUGUGCCUUUGGAUGAAGAGAGCUUCCCGCUGCUCUCAGAGCCUUGCUGAGCUGAAAUUGUACCUGGCCAGUACCUCUACUCCCAUCUUUUCUCUCACAAACGGAAAAUGGCAAUCAAGCUGCGUAAUGAGUAUGGUCCUGUGUUGCAUAUGCCUACUUCAAAAGAAAAUUUUAAAGAGAAAUGUCCUCAGAAUGCAUCGGAUUCAUAUGGUCAUAAACAGUAUCCUGCCAAUCAAGGACAAGAAGUUGAAUAUUUGGUGACAGGUACACAUCCAUAUCCACCAGGACCUGGGGUUGCUUUGACAGCAGAUACUAAGAUCCAGAGAAUGCCAAGUGAAUCAGCUGCACAGUCCUUAGCUGUGGCAUUACCUUCUUCUCAGACCAGGGUUGAUGCGAAUCGUAAUGCACCUGCUGGAGGUGAAUACCGACAUCCAGGGGCUUCUGACCGUUCACAGCCUGCAGGGAUGACUCCAGCCGUUAUGGAGGCUGGCAAUGCCAAGAACUCUGCACUGAUGGCUAAAAAAGCCCCCACAAUGCCGAAACCCCAGUGGCACCCACCGUGGAAACUCUACAGGGUGAUUAGUGGGCAUCUUGGCUGGGUUCGCUGUAUUGCUGUAGAACCUGGAAAUCAGUGGUUUGUAACUGGAUCUGCUGACAGAACUAUAAAGAUUUGGGACUUGGCUAGUGGCAAAUUAAAACUGUCAUUAACUGGGCACAUUAGUACAGUGCGUGGUGUGAUAGUAAGCACACGGAGCCCUUACCUGUUCUCCUGUGGAGAAGACAAACAAGUCAAAUGCUGGGAUCUCGAAUAUAAUAAGGUUAUAAGACACUAUCAUGGACAUCUGAGUGCAGUGUAUGGUUUGGAUUUGCACCCAACAAUUGAUGUGCUGGUGACCUGUAGUCGGGAUUCCACUGCACGGAUUUGGGAUGUGAGAACUAAAGCCAGUGUACAUACGUUAUCUGGACAUACCAAUGCAGUUGCUACAGUGAGGUGUCAAGCUGCAGAACCACAGAUUAUUACUGGAAGCCAUGAUACUACAAUACGAUUAUGGGAUUUGGUGGCUGGAAAAACAAGAGUCACAUUAACAAAUCACAAAAAAUCAGUCAGGGCUGUGGUUUUACAUCCAAGACAUUACACAUUUGCAUCUGGUUCUCCCGAUAAUAUAAAACAGUGGAAAUUCCCUGAUGGAAGUUUUAUUCAAAAUCUUUCCGGUCAUAAUGCUAUUAUUAACACAUUGACAGUGAAUUCCGAUGGAGUGCUUGUUUCUGGAGCUGACAAUGGCACUAUGCAUCUUUGGGAUUGGAGAACUGGAUACAAUUUCCAGAGAGUUCAUGCAGCUGUGCAGCCUGGAUCUUUGGACAGUGAAUCAGGAAUAUUUGCUUGUGCUUUUGAUCAGUCUGAAAGUCGGUUACUAACAGCUGAAGCUGAUAAAACCAUUAAAGUGUAUAAAGAAGACGAUACAGCGACAGAAGAAACUCAUCCAGUCAGCUGGAAGCCAGAAAUUAUCAAGAGAAAGAGAUUUUAAUAUGGCAUUAUCUUCAUGGUGGCUCCUUUUUUUUUUUU